GUUGUAAAAGUGAAACAUUGAGCAUUGGUACAUUGAAAGCGGCAAAGCUGGCUUGUUGUGUGUGCAUUAACCUGUUAAACUGAAACCAUUAUGUCCGCCCCAAGUACCCAAAGUAAUUUGGAUAGACGCGAUGAAAUGGAAAGAAAAAUUAAAGCCGGCACCUACACAUUAGUCGAAGUGCAGCGGGACAACUACAGAAGUCCGGUGUGGAAUGUUUUUCGUAAAGUUGCCAAUGAACAUGGAGAUAUUAUCAACAAUACCGUGUUUUGCCAGCAUUGUCAGCAUAUCCUUCGAUGUCAUGGCAAUAAUACCUCCAGCUUAAUGCGUCACACCUGCUUCACGAAGAGAAAACAUGAAAUGUUGCAGGAAGAUACUGCAAUGCUACGAUUCAAACCGAAUCCACCAAGCGAAGAUCAGCCAGCAUUUGAAGAGGGUUUCGAUUUGGAACUUUUUCAAACAACCAUCUUUAAGAGUCUGAAGAAUGGUGUCUACACCUUGGAGUCCAAUAGAAAUUCUCAAGAUGCCAUAUGGACAAAAUUUGCCUUCAUUGCCAUGAAUGGGGUCAGUGGCAGCAAGCUGAAGCAUGUGGUAUGCUGUCGUCAGUGUUUGAAGGUCUUGAAGUAUAAUGACAAAUGUGAGGAUAAUCUGAGGGAGCAUGAGUGUCAGGGUAACGCAGGGGAAAAAUGUAUUAUUAGAACCUGCGAAAAGUCAGAUAUUCAACGAGAAAAAGAGGUGCAAAGGGAUAUAAAGGAAAAACUGAAAAAUGGUGUUUAUAAAUUAAUGCAAAAACAACAUGCCAAAAGCAAUGUAUGGAAGCUAUAUGCCCUCAUAGCCAAAGAUGAAAAGACCCUAGUUAAGGACUAUGUCUAUUGUACAGCUUGUUCCUUGGUAAUGGCCUUUCGCGGCAAGUGCACCACCAAUUUAAGACGCCACAAAUGCUAUGACGAAGGAGGCUACAGGGAGGGCAAAGAGCCCAGGGAGGAGAACAGCAAGGGCAUUCCUGAAGGUGUGCUCACAAUGACUCCCUGGCCAUUUGGUGAACAAUUUGGUUUUGCACCAUUCCCCACAGAAGUAAAAGCUAAGCCGCCCAAGAAAAGUAAAUUUGAUUUUGGCAUGAAAGUCUUGCAAAAAGGAGUUGGAUAUCAUAUCAAAUCUGGCACUUAUAAAAUCAAUGCCAAUCGUAUAUCCAACAGUCCUUUGUGGAAGGUUUAUGGUUUUAUAUCCAAAGAGGAUGGUUCCACCCUAAAUGCCAUGGUGUGUUGUCGUCAGUGCUUCAAGGUAUUGAAAUACGAGGGAGGCACAGAUGAUAUGGAUUUGAAAGAACAUGCUUGCUACAAAAAAAUGUUUGAUCAAGAUGAGGUAUCGCAAGAGACGGGAAAUUCUAGAGAGGUUACUUGUGAUGAAUCAGAAAUUCCUAUAAAAGACGAGAUAGAAAUUGAGGAAGCCCGACCCAUGAUGAGCUACGAACAAGACAUGGCAGUGAAUAUAAAACAGGAAAUGGAGUUUGUGGAUGAGGAGGAGCCAACUACUUCGUUGGCAUGUACACAUAAUAACUUUGACAUCGAAGAGCCAUCUACUGCGUUGCCCACAACAUGUGUGGAAGCUCCAAAAGUUGUUAUCCAAGACAACUUUAAACAUGAUUUUUCGGUAGAGACCCCUCCAACCGUUUUAAAUGAAGCUGCAAUGGAACAUACUCCAACCCUUACAAAUGAAGCUGCUGCCUACCAUCCCUUUUUUGUCAUCGAAGAACUUGAUGAUAGUUCUGAGGUUCAAGUUAAAAAGGAAAUUGGAGAGCUGGAGGAAAAUCAACCACCUCAUAACAGCUUAGGCAAUGAAGCCACAGUUAAAAGCGAAUAUGUUUUAAAACCUGAAACUAAGCUGAAUAUGACCCCUGGAAAUUUAUUAAUUGAUGUAACUACUAACAGCCCUUUAGAAGAUAAUUCUAGAAUUUUGCUGGACAAAGAUCUUGAGUUUGAUAACAAGCAGCAUAUACUACAACAAAACAUUGAAACUGGUUUAUAUCGCCUUAAGGAUAAGCAUCCAACAUCUAAUGCAGAGGGUAUAUGGCAAAUUUUUGCCUUAAUAGAGACUGAAGAUGGCUCCAGCACUGAGCCUUGGGUAUAUUGUCGCAUAUGCCAUAAACUUUUGAGAAAUUUGGAAAGAAAAUAUUCCAAUUUAAGUCGUCAUGCUUGUUUUACCAAGACUUUGAAAAAAGUUAAUAGCGAAGAUAAAACUCAGGCCUUUAAACUUUUUUCAAAUAUGCUGUUGUAUAAUGACAGCUUGGGUCUGGAUGCCACAGAAAGUGCUGGCUUUCAUCAAGUCAUUCGUUUUUGUCUGCAACUUGGUGCCAAAUAUGGAGAAAAUGUGGAUGUGCAAGAUCUUAUGCCCCCCAAAAAAGAGCUAACACAAAAUCUACAACAAAUGGCUGAGGCUCAAAUGACCCUAGCCAAGUUGAAAAUUAAGCAGCUAACAGGUGAUAUGGGUUGCAUAACUAUUGACUGGCUAAGCGAUGGUAUAGGCCAAAGGAAGUUUCUGAUACCAACUUUGCAUUACUGUAAAGAAUAUCGUUUGCAAAGCUUAACCUUGGGGGCCAAAUCUUUGGAGUUUUCGGAAAUUAAUGCAAAAACUAUACGCAGCCAGCUGGAAAGCUUGCUUAAGGAGUUUGACUUGGCAAUUAAGGUGUUUGUCCACCAGAAAGAUGAACAAAUUCAAAAAGCCUUGGCGGAAGAAUCUACCCUGCUCAUCUGUUUCAGUUCCCUACUAACACAGGUCUUGGAUGCAGCCAUUGUUAUGAGCUGUAAACUAAAUGAAAUAAAGGAAGCCAUACAAACCAUACUAAAGCUUUGUGAAAAUAGCAUAGAAUUGGAAUUUUUGAAAAUUCCUCCAAAAACUCCUUACAGCUUGUUUAGGACCCUAACCCAUAAUUGGUCAAUCAUCAAGACAUAUUUAAAUGAAAAUUCUUCACCCCCAAUUCUAUCUUCCGCAAUCAUUUAUACUCUGGAAAACUUGGUAGAGCUUUGUCAAAAAUUUGAAUUUAUCUACAAAAAGCUACAGGAGUCUCAUUUACCUUCACUGUGCUUUGUUAUACCUUCACUAAAUCGCCUGCAAGUUUUGUGCAAACCCUCAGCCAAAGAUUGCCUCGAAAUGGUGACCUUUAAAGCAAAUAUUAGCCAGAACUUGGAGAAAUUAUGGUUACCCAAUAUCACCAUAUGGCAUAAGACUGCCUAUUUUCUAUAUCCCCCAGCAAAUCAUGAACAAGCUGGGGAUUUGGGUAUUAUAAAGGAAUUUUGUCUUCAGCAAAUGCUAAACAUAAAACAAAAUCUUAAAGUAGAAGAACCAAUUUCAAAGGACAAUGUCACCGACGAGCCUUCUCAACAGAGCCUGAUGAAUACAGAUGACAUUAAUUUCUUUUUUCCCAAUCUACUUAAACACUCAACAGCAGAUGGAGGUGUGAGCAGCCCACCCAAUGGCAGCAAUGCCCAAGAGCAGCUUAACUCUUAUAUAGCCGAAAAUGUGCCAAUACAAGAGCAAUUCGAUGUUAUGGCAUGGUGGCAAGCAAAUACCUACAGAUUUCCCCUCCUAUCACAGUUAGCCCUUAAAAUAUUAACCAUACCGGCUAGCGUUAAGGGUGAGGCUAGUUUAUUGCCAUUGGCAAAGGGUAUUUUAAAUGAUUAUGAGAGUAGUUGCAUGCCUAGGAACUUGAGUAAUGUCUUAUUUCUAAAUUCCAUAAGACAAAAUGAUGACUUUUAUAAAAAAAAGUUGUAAUUAAUACAUAGAAAAAUAAAAAAUCAUAAAAUUACGAAUAA
Stomoxys calcitrans (stable fly) is the source of this 3806-nucleotide messenger RNA. RefSeq lists its product as uncharacterized. The record is from RefSeq and is a predicted model, not a curated record. The transcript has 3 exons. The coding region runs from base 91 to 3765 and encodes 1224 amino acids. Gene Ontology annotation, molecular function: DNA binding; protein dimerization activity. Lineage: Eukaryota; Metazoa; Arthropoda; Insecta; Diptera; Muscidae.